Penicillium concentricum is the source of this 1011-nucleotide messenger RNA. RefSeq lists its product as uncharacterized. Gene Ontology annotation, cellular component: membrane. The transcript is spliced from 4 exons. NCBI's taxonomy places the organism in Eukaryota, Fungi, Ascomycota, Eurotiomycetes, Eurotiales, Aspergillaceae. Gene Ontology annotation, molecular function: transmembrane transporter activity. The coding region runs from base 1 to 1011 and encodes 336 amino acids. The record is from RefSeq and is a predicted model, not a curated record. Gene Ontology annotation, biological process: transmembrane transport.
AUGGAGCACGUAGAAAGCUACAGUGAGUUCAUCAACCACGAAUUCGUGGAUGAGAGCAAUGCUGGCCCUCAUCCUGAAGCAACAAACAGCUUCGCAGUAGCCGAUGAUGAUAUUCUGGGGGCACAGGGGCAUGACGCAGUAUUCAAACGAUCAUUCUCUAUCGUUGCAUCUCUCGGCUUUGCAUUCAAUAUCACGAACGCGUGGGUCGGUGCACUAAGCAACUUCGGACAGAAUCUCAGAUAUGGAGGAUCCCAAGUAGCUCUAUUUUCUGUUAUCAUUGCUUGCUUUGUGCAGUGGAUCAUAACUCUGGGACUCUCUGAGCUGGCUUCAGCGUUUCCUUCAUCCGGAGGCCAAUAUCACUUUGUCUACAUAAUCGCCCCCCAGAAGCACAAGAGGUUUGCUGCCUUUGUGACAGGUUGGAUGUCUAUACUCGGAUGGUGGAUGGUGACAUGCUCCGGCUUGUCUCUUGUGGCCAAGGCAGCCCUAGGACUCGGACAAUUUCUACACCCAGACUUCGAGAUCAAACAAUGGCAAGAAUACUGCGUCCUCGGUGAUUUUGCUGCUAUCUAUGGUCUCAUAUACCUUGCCAGCACCACGGCUUUUAACUCCAUCAUUACCUUUGCCGUUACGCUAUUGAACUUGAGUUACGCCAUUCCUCAGGCCAUUCUCGUUACCCGAGGUCGUGCGCGGUGUCUGCCAAAGCGGCCACUCGACCUUGGUCGAUGGGGAUAUAUCUGGAAUGUUUUGGCGUCGCUGUGGAUUAUAGUCGUGGGUGUUAUGGUUUGCUUUCCGCCUAAUCUCCCCGUCACCUUGGGCUCGAUGAACUAUAGUGCACCCGUUUUGGUGGGAUUGUGUCUUAUCAUUCUUGUUUUCUGGGGUUUGAUAGGGGACGAGUUCAAGGGGCCUAAUAUUGACUGGGAGAUGUUGAACCUCAAGAAUGAGGCGCCGAGCGACGGUUCGACAGGUAUAGUUGAGCCGAAUAUAAUCUGGACAAACUCGCUGAAUUUGUGA